This is a messenger RNA of Aureobasidium pullulans EXF-150, 3079 nucleotides long. RefSeq lists its product as uncharacterized. Gene Ontology annotation, molecular function: RNA polymerase II cis-regulatory region sequence-specific DNA binding; DNA-binding transcription factor activity, RNA polymerase II-specific. The record is from RefSeq and is a predicted model, not a curated record. NCBI's taxonomy places the organism in Eukaryota, Fungi, Ascomycota, Dothideomycetes, Dothideales, Saccotheciaceae. The transcript has 3 exons. Bases 91 to 2973 code for a protein of 960 amino acids. Gene Ontology annotation, biological process: regulation of transcription by RNA polymerase II. Gene Ontology annotation, cellular component: transcription regulator complex.
UCUCAUUGUAAACCAUAUUUAUCAACAGCAUUCUUAGAAACACAAUCCAUUCUUCACACUUCAUUCUUCUGCCACGAAGCUUAAUCACAGAUGGAAUCUUUCCACCCUACUCCUGUUGUACCUUCCAACGCACCAUUAUGGGCUGAAAUCGACCAAGAUCCCCGUAUCCUGAGGGAGCAGUGUGCCAAUAGACAGCUUGGAUAUCUCCAGACACAGAAUACCCAAGACUACUACUCGACCAUUAACGAUGACUCCACGUGCGGGUCAGCUGGUGCUAGAGCCUCGGCAUACCAGCCAUUACAAUUCGGUCAAGGUCGACCAGGCAAACCCCAUUAUCCUUGGAUGGCAGGGCUUGCCCAAAAGUAUGAUCCAAAUUCUCAACAUCUAUUCAACAAUGUCAACCGUGGCCGAUUUCGUGGACUGGGCAAUAUUCCUACUGGUAACCAAGAAAAGGACCAAGAUGCAGAGAGGAAAGCCAGGCUUCUUGCAUCAAGGUUUCUGCGGUGCGAUGGAUAUAUCAAAUAUCGAAACAGGCAGCCCAAGGAGAAGAAAGGCAGCAAGGAAGAUGCAAAAUGGCCCGACCACAUUGAGGAUGCCUUCAUCAUAGCUCUCUGUCGCCACCCUCCAUGUGGUCGCAAGAAGUCAAAAGCCCCUGGUGAGGAACACAAUGAUGACGCAAAGGCGAUGGGUAGGAACGAGCUCAUCGCCGACUACAUCUUCCGCAACACAGGCGACGUUCGCACCAGGAAGCAGGUCUCGAGCCAUAUUCAAGUGCUGAAGCCCUUCGUACAAAACGAAGCGAUUAUCAUGCGUUUCCUUGCCACUCCUGGUGAAAAAGAAUCUGCCGCCACCAAAGCUGCUCGAAAGAGAGCGUCCGUGUACAACCCUGGCACGCAAAUGCGUAACAAUUUGCUGAAUCAGCAUCGAAAUUAUGCUCUGCUGACAGCUUUCGAUUUACAACCUGAGGAGUUUUGCAUGUUUAUGCGACCUCCGCCUCCAAAGGCAUCUGAAACUCUACACACAUACAGCACUACCGAGGGAUUCAGUCCGAGCCAUUACUUCGUACAAACGCAAGCAGAGCUCUAUGAUUGUUUCCCUGGUCUGGCUAAUAUCCCACCGGAUAGAUUCGCAAGCGGAAAAUUCCUUGCCCUGCAUGCGCCUAUCGUGCUGCAUCCCAAGGAUCUGGUAGGUGAGACCGAGCUUGCAAUUCGCUGGGUGUUCAAAGCUCCUGCUCGCAACCCGCCGGUCUCAGUCAGCAGUCGUACACGCUUCUAUCUCAAUGGCCGACCCAUAUACCUUGACAGUGCGGGUAAUCGAGAGUUCUACGACAACCAAGACCGCGAGCUCACGAAGGCCGAUGAAGACGAUUGGCACAAGUUCACCAAAGAGUAUGAUGCCGCCGAGGUGUCUGAACACAAUGAUAGUCUCGAAGUCGACUUUAACGGCAACUAUACGUCAAGAGUGAAGAGUGAUGGAGGUAUGGUUCAGUACUAUGUGCCGUUCAGUAGUACCUUCUGGGCACGUUACCUUUGGCACGUAGCUACUCUUCAAAGACAAACUACCGAUCUCGAAACCCGUCCCUUGCAACGAGACGAAAGCAACGAAGACCGCCACAAUCAACUGAACAAGAAACGGCUCGAAGUAUCGAGGUCUCUAGCAGAGCUCACAGCUGUUCAAGAAAUCAUUGCAAGAACAGAGAUGGGAGAACCUCAGGUAGUCUUGACAGUGCAUUUUUCGUUUUCGCACGCAAUGAACAAGGAAGCUGCGGUGACGACGUGGCAGUAUUUGGACAUGACAAGCGCGUUCGAAGAUGCGAUUCCCUUGUCCGCUGGUGGGGUGAGUCAGAUAUCGCAAUCCGCAAGCGACAGUCAGGAAAGUGCACUCAGCGUCCAAGACGCCUAUGGCGGAGGAAGCCACGACUAUGCUACUUUCGACUUUUCCGCAACCAACUCCGGUCAUCAUGUAAACAAUCACCAUGCCUAUACUGAUCCUUCCGACACUGGUGCGAAUGCAUUGGCUUCUCCUAUCGAUCUGCAUGAUUCACAGGCAACGACAAGCUACAACACUUCGUGGCUCCUCCCAACCUCAGCAACUGACCUUGACCAUCUCGCUUCGACCGUUCUUGAUCCUCUACUGCCUCAUAGCACCCAAUCGAAUAUGCAACAACACAACUUGCACGACAUGAACAACUUUGAUUUCAGCAACGGCAACAUUUCCAUCUCCCUCGACAGCUCGGCGUUGUCACCGCAUCAACCCGUUCCCCAUUCCUCUGCCGCCUUCUCGUCCGCCAUCGACGCCUUAGAUCUCGAUCUCACAGCUACCGACCCACUACUCUUACAGCCGUCACGUACCGCAACCCCAUGGAUGCAAAGCUCGAACGCUACACCCACCGAUUAUGCUGCAUUGUUCAGUCAGCCGCAUUCACCCGCCACUGCUAGCUUCCCCGAUUAUGGCAACGGACAUGGCGCUGAACUCGCUGAUCAUCUCGCCGCCGCUGCUGGAGGCUUGACCGACACAUUCGACGUCAACUCUUUACCAAAUUCGUUCUCACUGACAGCGCACCAAGCAUACGCUGGUGCCGGCAACGGAGCUUCUGAUCUGGACCACACAUCACGCCAACACAGCUUCUCAGCCGUACCCGAAGACACAGAAGCCGGUGGUGUCGCCGUACACGACAACAAUCACUUCUCACCGACCCAACAUCAAGGGUAUGGCUACAUCAAAGGAGAGUUUUCGCAGCACGAUGGUUUCGCCCUUCCGCAACAACAAGAAAGUUUCGACAGCACUCGGCAGGAUUCGUUUGCCAGUCACGCCGACGCCUUUGCCAGCCAGACAGAUACCCACGAUUUCGCCCAUUCUUUCGACGUAGGCGCUGACAAUAGUUUCGACGUAAAUGACUUGCAUGAAACACAGCCGAGUCAGAGCCACAACCACAGCCACCAUCAAGAAGCUUGGGCAGGCGCCGGAUUUUGAACACAUUACCUCGACAAUCAGCGCUUCGUCUGAUAUUUAACUACAAGCUCGAAGUCACCACUCACGUUCUUUCUGCCAUCUCACUACAUCUUUACCCUCUCAUUUG